AAAACGAUAAGCCGGUAAUUCCGUUUCCACACCCAAAUUAGGCUUCCCGCAAAUAACGCCUUCAAAAAAAUCAAAACCAAAAAAACGCAUCCCUCACACACAAACCAAAACCCAUUCUCACAUUUAUCAUAGUGUAUCUAGAGCUAGGUAUAAAUCAAUCUAUCUUGACGAAUUAAUCGGAAAAUAAAAUCUCAUAACAAAAUUCGAGACCACAAUUGGAGAAUCACAUCCUCCAAUCCAAUGAGGAACCUCUGUCCAAAUUUCGAGAAGGAAGACGGAUUAGAAACGGUUUUGGAAGUUCCGAUUCCGGAGGAUAUGUGGACUGGAAUCGGAAGCAGUGGUUCCAAUCGGUGGCAGAAUCUUUGCGCGCUCAUGAAAGCGCAGAUUUCUAACGAUAAAUCUUCGCAUCUUUCUGCUACUUCUAAUAAUGAAUUCAUCGCGUUGCUUAAACUUGUUGGUUCUCCUCUUAUUCCUCUUCAGGUUCAAUGCGAUCGUACGUUAACUCGUCCUCUCAAAGAUUCUAGCAUCGAAGCUUCAAGUGCAAAUUAUAUAGUGCAGCAAUACAUAGCUGCCACAGGAGGAAUGGGAGCAUUGGAUUCACUGAAGAGUAUGUAUGCAGUUGGGCAAGUGAGGAUGUUUGGGUCAGAAAUGCGUGCGGGAGAUGAUAGCAUUAAACCGAUUGGUAGAGCUGAAGUGGGAGGUUUUGUGUUAUGGCAAAAGAAUCCAAAUUUGUGGCACUUUGAAUUGGUUGUCUCUGGUUUCAAAGUCAGUGCAGGGAGUGAUGGGAAGAUAGCAUGGACACAGUCUUCUUCUAAACCUUGUCAUGCUAAUAAAGGACCUCCAAGACCUCUUCGCCGCGUCUUUCAGGGACUGGAUCCAAGAUGUACAGCCAACUUGUUUCUAGAUGCUGUAUGUGUAGGAGAGAAAACCAUUAACAAAGAAGAUUGUUUUCUACUAAAAGUAGAGACAGCACAUGACGUCCUCCAAGCACAAAACACGUCUCACACAGAAAUUAUCAGACACACGGUGUGGGGAUACUUUAGCCAACGCACAGGGUUACUUGUCAAAUUCGAAGAUUCCAAGUUGGUUAGAAUGAAGCCGGGCAAGGAAAUUGAUUCUGUUUUUUGGGAAACAAGCAUUGAGUCAGUGAUUGAGGAUUAUAGAUACAUAGAUGGUAUUAAAAUAGCACAUGGUGGCAAGACAGUGGCCAUUUUAUACAGAUAUGGUGUAGCACAUAACCAUAGGCGACGAAUUGAAGAGACGUGGAGGAUUGAAGAAGUUGAUUUUAACAUUUGUGGCUUGUCAAUGGAUUGUUUUUUGCCUCCCUCUGAUAUCAAGAAGGAACAAGAAGUUGCAGAACAAAUUGUGUCGUAGGAAAGAGUUGGGACUUUCCUUUCCUUUUCCAUCUGUUUUGUCAACCAUAACAAAAUUUGUGUACAUAUUGUAUAGAGGCAAACCAUAGUUUGAAUACAAAAUAUUUCUCAAGAUCCUUGGUUUAGCGCAAAAUAUCAGCCAGCGUUUAUAUUUUUACCAGGCAUUUCAGGAUUUUAUCUUCAAACUGAAAAUGUAGAUGAGUCUCCAUAUCUUCAUUACAUAAACUGCACUCCACUACAUAGUAGAUACUUCUUAAAAGUCCGGGAAACUAGUGUUCCACCGAUCAUGAGCAUAUAGCAUGCAGUGCUCUUCCUGUCAUUUGAUUACCUCCUUAGUCAGAAUCUGAGUAGCCAUAUGUCAUUGUAUCUCCUUUGUUAUUCUUCUGGUUACACAUCAAAAUUCCCUGAUCAAUUGUGCCUCUAACAUACCUGACUAUUUUCUUUGCAACUAGAAGAUGAAUUACUCUUGGUUGUUCCAUAAAUUUGAUCAUCAAUUCUAUAAUUUUGACAUAAUUUUGGCCUAGUAUUGCAUAGGUCACCUUAGAGAAUGAAUUAUUUAUUUGCACAGUGUAGCAUCCACCAGUUCUUCAUCUGCAUAUUUUCUCAGUUUGGCUCCAGAUUCCAUUGUAAUUAUUGUAGUUGCUCAUAUGAAACUUUUUUUAACACAUCUUCAGCAUAUUUAUUUUGGUGUGGGAAGAUACCUUUGCAUGUUGUCACAAAUUAUACCCCUAAAAAAUAUGAUAGGUUCCCAAUAUCAUAUAUCUCAAACUCUUCCAUUAUGUUUAUCUUGAAGGUUUCUAUCUCCUCUUCAUUUUCAUCAGUGAUCGACAAGUC
Vicia villosa (hairy vetch) is the source of this 2207-nucleotide messenger RNA. RefSeq lists its product as uncharacterized. The record is from RefSeq and is a predicted model, not a curated record. Bases 241 to 1374 code for a protein of 377 amino acids. Lineage: Eukaryota; Viridiplantae; Streptophyta; Magnoliopsida; Fabales; Fabaceae. The transcript has 3 exons.